UCACAAUAAUAAUGUUUUCAUUAAUUGCAGGAAUGGCAACAUCACCUUCAUCAUCCUCAACUUUUAUCAAGAACAAAUCACCCUUCCCUAAUUGUGACCAAUUCCAUCAUCCCCCCUCCUUCAUCAAUAUUACUAAUUAUCCAAAAUUGGCGCCGUCGCCGCUGUCGCGGGUGGCUCUCCGGAACCGGCUCAUCUCUUCCUCAUCCCGGAGGUUCCGUGUGGGAGGAAUGCCGCCAACCACCACCGUGUAUUCGGGCAAUGAAAAAUGGGGUGAAAAUGAAGAAAAUGGAACAGCCAAAUUGCCCGGUGGCCUCUGCCCGGAACACGUUGCCGUAAUCAUGGACGGACAUGGAAGGUGGGCCGAGGAGAGAGGGUUGUCGACGAAAGAAGGCCACUUUGCUGGAGGCAAAAGCCUUGAAAGGCUUAUACGGACCGCAUUCGCUUUCGGAAUCAAGUUUCUUACUGUCUAUAUGUUUUCUAAUGAAAAUUGGAAACGAUCCAAGGUGGAAACUGACUACUUGAUUAAGGGCAUUGAGGACGCGAUAGCAUCAUAUCUGAUUCACGAAAUAAAAAGUCAAAACUUGCGCAUCUCAGUCAUUGGCGAAAGAUCUAAAUUGCCUCCAUCAAUGCAAUCAAAAAUAUCUCAUGUUGAAGAAUUGAGCAAAUCAAACAAGGGGAUGCAUCUCGUGGUGGCGAUUAGCUACAGCGGUCGUCUCGAUAUUGUACAAGCAACAAAGAGAAUUGCAAUCAAAGUGAGAGACGGAAUUUUACAAGAAAACGAUAUAAACGAUGAUGUAGUACAGCAAUACCUCAUGACAAGUCUCAUCGAAGUCCCCGAUCCCGAUUUGCUCAUAAGGACUAGUGGCGAACAAAGGUUGAGCAACUUCUUGUUGUGGCAAUUGGCCUACACGGAAUUCUAUUUCAUCGAAAAAAAAUUCCCUGACUUUGAUGAGGCAAACUUCGCCGAGGCCUUGAAUUUUUUCCAACACCGGAAAAGACGGUACGGCGCACGUGAAGAAAAUAAUGCAGCUUGUUAAUUUUAUAAGAUAUAAAUCUUGUAAGAAUUGAA
Messenger RNA from Andrographis paniculata, 1069 nucleotides. RefSeq names its product cis-prenyltransferase 7, chloroplastic-like. The transcript is spliced from 3 exons. Lineage: Eukaryota; Viridiplantae; Streptophyta; Magnoliopsida; Lamiales; Acanthaceae. The record is from RefSeq and is a predicted model, not a curated record. Gene Ontology annotation, cellular component: chloroplast stroma. The coding region runs from base 12 to 1037 and encodes 341 amino acids. Gene Ontology annotation, biological process: polyprenol biosynthetic process; response to cold; plastid membrane organization.